AGAUUAUCUGUAGUCUUGAAUCCCAGAGUCUAUCGCGGCUAUUGCCAACACGUGCAAUUCGGAACUCAUCAUUGCUUCCUAUUGCCUCCACAACGACAUUAAAAAAAAGGAGAAGAUCGCCAAGUAUCGAACGAUGCCCGUCAGCUUUGAGGAACUCAUGGCCGAGUGCCAGGCUGUGAAGGACGAGGUAAUCGGAUGGUGCCGCCACGUUCACCAAAACCCCGAGCUCUCCUACAAGGAGUCCAAGACGGCAGACUUCAUCGUGGAGACGCUGAAGAGCCUCAACUGCCCGGCGCUCGAGAUUACGCACCCCGUGCCUACCUCCGUCGUGGCGAACCUGAAGGGCGGUGCGGGCGAGGGUCCUAUGGUGGCCUUGCGUGCUGACAUCGACGCGCUUCCGGUGGAGGAAGAGACGGACGUGCCCUUCAAGUCGCAGAACAAAGGCGUUAUGCACGCGUGCGGGCACGACGUGCACACGGCGAUGCUGCUGGGUGCGGCGAAGGUGAUAUGCGCGCACCACGCGGACAUCAAGGGCAGCGUGCGCUUCAUCUUCCAGCACGCGGAGGAGCUGCUGCCUGGCGGCGCGAAGGAGCUGGUGGCUGCGGGCGUGAUGGAGGGCGUGAAGAGCAUCUUUGGUAUGCACUGCGCGCCGAAUUACGAAGCCGGCACUGUCGGACUGAUGCCCGGCAUCAUCACGAGUUACCCGGACUUCUUCAAGCUGGUGAUCCGCGGCCGUGGCGGCCACGCGUCGACGCCGCAGCUGCUGGUGGACCCUGUGCCGAUCGCCGCGGAGGUGGUGACGGCCAUCCAGACGAUUGUGGCGCGCAAGGUGGACCCGAAGGUGGCGCCGGUGGUUUCCGUCACGACCAUGACGACGGGGCCAAAUGAGAGCCACAACGUGAUCCCUGACGAGGUGAAGCUGAUGGGGACGGUACGCUCGCAGGACAAGGGUGUGCGCGAGCUGGUGCCUCGCGAGCUGGAGCGCAUUGCGCAGAACAUCGCUGCUGCACACGGCGGCUCUGCCCAAUUGGACUUCACUUUUGGCUAUGACUGCUGUGACAACGACCCUGCGGUGACGGCGCAGAUCCACUCCAUCGGCGAGCGCAUCAUCGGCGCUGAAAACAUAAUCAAUCCCAAAGUGGCGGUUUACGGCGGCGAGGACUUCUCUGCAUAUCAGCUGGUGAAGCCCGGUUGCUACCUCUGGCUAGGCACGGGCAACAAGGCGGAGGGUUGGAGUGAGACCUGCCACUCGUGCAAGUUCCGUGUCGACGAGCGUGCGAUCCCAAUCGGCUACAGCUUUCAUGUUGGUUUCGUAUACGAGAACGUCAUUGCGUAA
Leptomonas pyrrhocoris is the source of this 1336-nucleotide messenger RNA. RefSeq names its product putative Aminoacylase putativen-acyl-l-amino acid amidohydrolase. The transcript has a single exon. The record is from RefSeq and is a predicted model, not a curated record. Lineage: Eukaryota; Euglenozoa; Kinetoplastea; Trypanosomatida; Trypanosomatidae. Gene Ontology annotation, molecular function: hydrolase activity. The coding region runs from base 134 to 1336 and encodes 400 amino acids.